GUAUGAAUGAUGAAUCGUAGGCCAGAGUAAGGUAGUACCAGCGCAACUGAUGAAGCCCAACUGACACCGACUCUCCCCAAAACUUGGCAACAUCUCACAAUCUGCACCCACCAAGACAAAUCUACGAGCCCAGCAGCCAAGCCAAGCUAAACAUGAUAUCAGCUGGCAACCACACGCAGUCGACCGAGGCUAAGGAAGACGACGAACGCACUCAAGGGCCAGAUCACCAUGACUCCAAUGGUACUCAAGGAUACAAACAGCCAUCUACUUCACCAAUGCUAAUUGAAGCCGCUCAAAAUGCCCAGCAUGCAGAAUGGAUUCGUUACUUGAUCAACACAAAGCCUUGGGAUCAUGUCUGUGCUUAUGCGGAUGAACAUUGCAUUCCCCACUCUCUAGUUCAGCUCAUUGGCGAAAAGCGAUUCAUUAAGAUCACACUAGAGGGCUACCUUUGCAUGUACAUGGAAAGCCAGACCAAGACGACCGUGUUUCAGCAAGAGAAUAAGCUGGUUGAUAGAGUCGCCAGAUUGAUGGACCGCCUUGACGUCAAUGGAGCGAGCGGUAUUGGAUCCGCUGACACUACUGGUCUUGAAGCCCGAGUGGCUGUUUUGGAGAGAGACAUAAGCUCGCGGAUCAAUGAAGCUGUGAACCAGCUUGAAGUCAACAGAACUGAUCAAGAGAGCCUUGCUGGGAGAGUCCAAGGCCUAGCUGAUGCUCAGGAGGGUCUUACAAGUUUGGUGGCACAUUGCAGGCAACUGUUCACGGGCAUUACUGACCCUUCGGAUUGGAUGCCAUUUAUGGAAAAUGGAAUCAUGGUGACUGUUGACACCUCGCAUUGCAACUUCCCACCUGGCAGUCAACCUCACUAUUUUACAGCACUGGAUGGAUCAUGGGAACAUUGGACAACUACAGGUGCAACAUCAAUCUACAAUGCAACACACAACUCAUUUAGAGUCUACAUCCAAGGCACUGAUAGUGUGAAGGCUACCUGUCAGUUUGCUGUGCAGCAUGGGUGGAAACUGAAAUGGGUUGCCUUUCUCUAGGAGUGGACAUUACAGAUGUAAUGCAUGGUUCUCUCAUUUGUUACUAGUGAUGGAAUGCAACAACAUUAAAGCGUCGUGCAACAAAAGGAUGGUUGUUUGAUAGUUUGGAAGAUGUUCAAUCAUGUGUGUCUCUGCAUGAUUCCUUUUCCCCAACCAAUGCAUUGUCGAGGAUAUUAUUGACUGGACUGGAAACUGGGUGUUUCAAUUCUCUGUUGUGUCCUUUACUUUCCAAUGACACCCCCAAAAGCUAGACGACUGUGGAUUUAUAUGGAAAAUGAUCAUGUUGACUACUGCAGGCCAUGUUAGACUCACAUGCCGUAGCUUCAUGCCAAUUGCUAGCAACAUAUCUAUAAUAAGCAGGUUGCAUUUCAUUUGUC
Molecule: messenger RNA, 1417 nt
Organism: Seminavis robusta
Lineage: Eukaryota; Bacillariophyta; Bacillariophyceae; Naviculales; Naviculaceae
Source: the annotation of a GenBank genome assembly